UAGUAGUUUCGUCGAAUGGGUAACGCAAGUUGCACUUGUGUCGGAUGGUUUCGCCGUGUGAUGAAUAAAAAUAAUCAUCGCUUUAUUCGGUGCAUGGUUUUAUAACAGAAACUAAAUACAUAAUAUCGAAUUGCUUGUGAAUGUAGUGCAUUUGAUGUGGAUACAUGGUGUGUGUUCAUCGAGUUUUAUCAAUUACAAUAUUGUGAACUGAAACCCAUGUUUACGUGCUAAAAACACGACGUUGUGCUGUUUUCGAAAACUACGAGUCUUUGAAUUCUUCUUUAUGGGAUCUUGUUGCUAACCAGGUGGUGAAGGAAGCGCGGCAGAAUGCCGGAGGGCGUGGCCAAGGAGGCCAAAGAGGCCAAGGAUGACAAGAAGAGCAAGGCCAAGGAGGCAUCUCCCCGCCGUCGCCCCACGGGGAACCUCGCUAGAGCCAAUGUCGAACUCCUCGACGGCUCCAAGAUGGAGCUUGAUGUCGAUAGGAAAAUUCGAGGACACGAGCUGCUGGCGAAGGUGUGUGAUUCCCUCAACCUGGUGGAGAAGGACUACUUCGGGUUGCUGUACGAGGAUCGCGGUGACCCUCGCGUAUGGAUUGACCUCGAGAAGAGAGUCUCCAAGAUGAUUAAACGCGAGCCGUGGGAGAUCAGGUUUGCAGUGAAGUUCUACCCACCGGAACCUGCGCAGCUGCAGGAAGAGCUUACCAGGUACCAGCUGGUGCUGGCAGUCAGGAGGGACCUGCUUGAAGGUCGUCUGCCGUGCUCUGCGGUGACGCACGCGCUGCUGGCGUCGUACCUGCUGCAGUCGGAGCUGGGGGACCACGAGGAGUCGCAGGCGGGGGCGGCGCUCUGCAGACAGCUGAAGCUGGUGCCGCCCGCAGCCUGCACACCCGAAUUGGAGGAGAAAGUGGUGGAGCUACAUAAGACGCAUCGCGGUCAGACGCCGGCAGAGGCGGAGCUGAACUACCUGGAGAACGCGAAGAAGCUGGCAAUGUACGGCGUGGACCUGCACCCCGCCAAGGACUCUGAGAACGUCGACAUCACGCUCGGCGUCUGCUCCUCCGGACUCCUCGUCCACAGGGAGAAGUUACGUAUCAACCGUUUCGCGUGGCCGAAGAUCCUGAAGAUCAGCUACAAGCGUCACAAUUUCUAUGUGAAACUGCGACCCGGAGAGUUCGAGCAGUUCGAGUCCACGGUCGGCUUCAAGCUCGCCAACCACCGCGCUGCCAAGAAACUAUGGAAGACUUGCGUCGAGCAUCACACCUUCUUUAGACUGAUGAGCCCGGAGCCGGCGGCGCGCGGCACGCUGUUCCCGCGGCUCGGGUCCCGCUUCCGGUACAGCGGGCGCACGCACUACGAGUCCCGCGCCGCGCCCCCGCAGCGCGCGCCCCCGCACUUCGCCCGCACACUCUCCUCCAGGAAACUCUCCUCGCGCAGCAUGGACGCCCUGGCGGCGGGUGACAAGGAUGAGUCGAUGCCGCCUGACGCCGCGAAGCGACACACCAUGCCGCCGCAGCCCGCACCUCGACCCACUAUCAAAGACAAGAAACCACCUCCAGGGGCUGUGAAAGUGAUGCCCACAGCGCCACCAGACAAGAAGGAAGAUAAGAAGAUAGUCGAGAGGAAGCCUGCUGAAAACGGAACUGAUACAACCAGCGAUCCUGGUAUCACAAACAACGUUGAAACUCCCAAGAGAUCUAAGGCGGGUGGCUUUGGACUUUUCGGUAGCAGAAAAGACAAAUCUCCAAAGGAUGAGAAACCACCGAAAGAUAAAUCACCAAAAUCUAAGGACAAAUCACCGAAAGAAAAAGAUAAGAAAUUGAAAGAUCCUAAAGCGAAGGUCGCCGUACUCGAUACAUCUGCCGAUAGCUCAAAUCCGGAUAGCUCAGUUGAAAAGAGCCCGACAAAAGACAGCAAGCCGAGCUUCACAAAGCCUUACGAAUAUACUGACACAGAGAAGAGUCCAACUCGCACUAAACCCUUCAUACAGGGUGCAUUCAGUUACGAAAAGGAACCCAUUUCUGACGAAAAGCAGAGAAGUCUCGAUGAAAGUCAGAGUCCAACUACUAGAAAGGCCGGACUCGCUUUUAACUAUGCGCCCGGUGAAGAAACAAAUCUGGUGGAGAGUGCACAGAAACGAAAGACCCCAGAAGAUCUCAACAAAUUGAAAACACCUGGCAUUGAUUAUGUACAGUCGGCUGCUCUGAAAGAACAAGCUAAGGGACCUAAACAUCUCAUUGAUCCUACAUUAGCAUUACUGGAUUCCGAGAGAGCUCAUCAUGAAUCACCAGUUGCUGCAGCAAUACCGAUCACCAAGAAAGAGAAUGAAAUCCAAGUCGUCAUUAUUACAGCCCGAUACAAUCCCAAGACUAAGAAAUUAGAUGACGCUAAUGGUACGGUUCUGAUAAAUAAGGGUACGUUAAAUAAAGCUAACGGAAAGAUACAGACAGACACAGAACUUAUUAACACAAAGUCCGGUCAAGUUAACUACACUGACUUUAAGACUGGCAAACAAGAAGUCAAAAAUGGUCAUGUGGAUUCUAAAUCGGGUCAUAUUUUGUUUACCUCUGGUGUAAUCGACCCUAAAACAGGAAAGAUAGACCCUACUUUGGCUCAGCAAUAUUGCUUUGUUGAGAAGUCCAACGAUAAUGUAGGUGCUAAACCUGGAAGAGAAGUCGAUUUAGUUGUUAUAACGAGUAAAUAUGACGGCAAACAUAAAAAGCUUGAUCCCUCUCAUGCGCAUGUAGAUGUGUCCAAAGCUGUAGUAGCACCCGAUGGUACAGUUCAUUCUAACUAUGGACUGAUCGAUCCCAGAACCGGUAAAAUAGAUUAUGUUGACCCGAAAACAGGUAAACAAGAUCCGAAACAGGCGUACGUAGACCAGAAGACAGGCAAUCUACUUGUUACAACUGGUGUCCAUGAUCCAAAGUCUGGAAAAGUAGACUCAUCCCUUGGACAACAGUUUAGUAUUGUUGAGAAAGACGCGACAAAGGCGAACAGAGAAGUAAGAUUAGUUGUCAUAACAAGCAAAUAUGAUGUUAAAAGUAAGAAGUUAGACCCGACAUUCGCUCACGUUGACUCUAUAAAAGGUGUGCUGAGCGGAUCUGACGGUAAAAUUUAUUCAGAAUACGGUAUUAUUGAUCCGAGAUCGGGUGAAAUCCAAGUUACCGAUACUAAGACUGGUAAGCAGGAAAUCAAACAAGCCUCAGUGGAUCCUAAAACUGGUAACAUUCUUCUUCUCUCUGGAGUUAUCGACCCUCGCACCGGUCAAUUAGAUACUACUUUAGGACAGCAAUACAGCAUUGUCGAUAAGCCAAUUUCCACAUUUGCAACUGUUCCUGGUAAAGAUGUUCAAGUUGUGGCAAUAACCAGCAAAUACGACACGAAAAACAAGAAAUUAGACACGCCCAACGGAUUCGUUGAAAUAUCUCAAGGUAUUAUCAGCGACAAAGAUAGCAAAGUACAUUCCAAUUUCGGUAUUUUGGAUCCUAACACAGGAAAGAUUCAUUAUACGGAUCCCAAGACUGGAAAGCGCGACUCAAAACAAGCUGUUAUAGAUCCAAAAACGGGAAGUUUUGUCGUGACUUCCGGUGUUAUUGAUCCAAAGACGGGCAAAGUUGAUUCGUCACUUGCUCAACAGUUAAGUAUCGUCGAUAAGGACGCGAGGAAAGGAGUACCGGAGAGACGAGUGAAUUUAGUCGUUGUCACCGCCAAGUACGACCCUAAGCAGAAGAAGUUAGACCUUGCUACAUCCCAUGUCGAUACAUAUCCCGGUACUGUGGAUAAUGAUGACAAAGUUCACACAGAAUUUGGAGUAAUUGAACCUAGCACAGGACAAAUUACUAUUACUGAUCCUGUUACGGGUAAACCUGAAAUAAAGAAAGCGGCCGUCGAUUCAAAGACAGGUAACUUAUUGUUAUCGUCAGGAGUCGUUGAUCCGAAAACUGGAAAAGUCGAUAAUACUCUAGGACAGCAGUUUAGCAUCGUUAAUACACCCAAGGACACGUUCGCUGUUGUACCAGGUAAGGAAGCGCAAUUAGUAGUCAUAACAAGUAAAUAUGACGCUAAACACAAAAGAUUGGACAACCCUAACGGGCAUGUUGAUACUUCAAGGGCUAUUAUUGCUUCAGACGGCAAAGUUCAUUCUAAUUUCGGAAUUUUAGACCCAAAAACAGGCAAAGUUGAACAUUUCGAUACUGUAUCAGGGAGACAGGAGAUUAAACAAACCGCUGCUGAUCCAAAAACUGGUUAUUUCAUUCUCGCGAGUGGCGUCGCAGACCCUAAGACUGGCAAAGCAGAUUCUUCUCUUGCUCAACAAUGGUCAAUAGUAGAUAAAGAUGCUCUAAGAGAGAAACAUGUGAACUUGGUCAUAGUCACGUCUAAAUAUGACCCUAAAAAUAAGAAAUUGGAUCUUACUGAUGCGCAUGUCGAUUCAGUUCCUGGAGUAAUAAAAGACGAUGGAAAAGUUUACUCAGAAUUUGGUACGAUAGAACCCAGCACAGGACAAAUUACGAUUGUUGAUCCGACAACUCGUAAACAGGAAAUAAAAACAGCAUCAGUUGAUGAUAAGACAGGAAAUCUUCUGUUGACUUCAGGUGUUAUCGACCCUCACACAGGAAAAGUUAACGCAGGCUUAGCACAACAAUUGUCUAUUGUCAACAAAGAUGACCAAAAGAUUCCCGCAGUGCCCGGUCGUGAAGUGCAACUUGUAAUUAUUACAAACAAAUAUGAGCCUAAGACUAAAAGAUUGGAACAUCCUAACGGUCAAAUACAAACUUUACCUGCUAUUAUCACAAAUGAUGGUAAAGUACAUGCAAACAACAUUACGUUGGAUCCCAAAACGGGUAAAAUUGAACAAAUAGACCCUAAGACUGGGAAACCUGAAGUAUCACAGGCUGUUGUUGAUAAUAAAACGGGUCAUCUCAUCCUUUCUUCUGGAGUCGUAGACCCCAAGACCGGAAAAUCUGAUUCAACACUUGGACAACAAUGGUGUGUAGUGGACAAGGACAUGUCAAAACGUGCUCCUGGCAGAUAUGUCAAUUUAGUUAUCAUUACAUCCAAAUAUGAUCUUAAGAACAAAAAGCUUGAUCUUUCUAACCCACACGUUGACACAAUUUCGGGUACAGUCGGUGCCGACGAUAAAGUUUACACGGACAUUGGUGUAAUCGAUCCUGCCACUGGACAAGUUACACUCAUAGAUCCUAUUACUAAGAAACAAGACAUUAAAAAGGCAACUGUUGAUCCAAAAACAGGAAAUUUAUUGCUUACAUCAGGCGUCGUAGACCCGCAUACAGGACACGUAGAUCCAAAUCUUGGUCAACAAUUAAGUGUUGUUGAAAAACCAAAAGAUACAUUUGCACCUGUUCCAGGCAGAGAAGUACAAUUAGUUGUGAUUACUAGCAAAUAUGAUUCGAAAAACAAAAGGUUAGAUAACUCUAACGGUCAUGUUGAAUCUCUACGGGGAAUAAUAGCCGCAGAUGGCCUCAUUCAUUCUAACCAAGGAGUUCUUGAUCCCAACACUGGUAGAAUCGAACAUGUUGACCCGAAAUCGGGUAAGAGUGAACUAAAACAAGCAGUUGUCGAUCCUAAAACUGGUCAUUUGAUUCUAACCUCUGGAGUAACAGAUCCAAAGACAGGAAAAGCAGAUUCAUCACUUGCGCAACAAUUAAGUGUUGUUGACAAGGAUGUCAAGCCUUUACAACGUGAAAUACAUCUGGUAAUAAUUACCACUAGAUAUGACCCAAGAACUAAGAAAAUCGAUCCGAAUCAAGGAUACGUCGACACUGUUAGCGCGACAAUUGCACCUGACGGUAAGAUUGCUUCAGAACUUGGCACAAUUGACACCGCUACAGGUGAAAUAACAUUAGUUGACCCCGUAACAGGCAAAAGAGAAGUUAAGAAAGCUACCGUUGAUCCAUCAACUGGAUACAUGUUAGUAACGAGUCAAGUAGUCGAUCCGAGGACUGGAAAAGUUGAUCCGACAUUAGUGCAACAGUAUAGCGUGGUUAGUAAGAAGGUCGUGCCACAUACUAAACCUGUUUCUAAAGGAGAAAUAAGACUUGUCAUAAUUACUGGAAAAUAUGACCCACGAACAAAAUCUGUGGACGCAGGUGCUGGAACAGUGGAAGCUUCUAAAGGUUAUGUUAGUGCUGAAGAUGGAAAAAUACAUACUGAUUUCGGCAUCAUUGAUCCGCGAUCAGGUCAAAUAUUCUACAAAGACCCCAUCACGGGUAAGCAGGAAUUGAAACAGGCAGAAAUCGAUCCACAGACAGGAAACUUUGUCGUGACAACCUCAGUGGUAGAUCCCGCCACUGGUAAACUAGAACCCUCAUAUGCCCAACAACUUGCAAUUGUUGAUAAGCAGCAUAUCUUGGCUAAAGCGGCAUCCCCGACACAAAGAGUUAGCGUCUCGCCGACUAAACAAGUUGUGACACCCAUAAAGAUACCUACGCAGACGCCUAUACAAACACCGUUAAAAUCACCAGUCAAGACAACUUCACCUGUUAUUAGUAGUCAAACACAAAAAGCUUCGCCAGUAACAUCAGUUACACCAGUUCAUAAAACAGCGCCAGUUAAACCUACAGGUGCACCGCCUGCUCCGCCUAAGAGAAAGAUUGUAAAGAUUAUGGUUAUAUUUGCUAGAGUAGAUCCUAAGACCAAGAAACCGGACUUGGGUACUGCAGAAGUCGAGCAUAUUACUGGCAUCUUAGAUCCCAAUGGCCAGAUCGAAACUAAGUACGGAGUACUCGAUUCAAAUACUGGUAACUUAGUUGUAAGCGAUCCUAGCGGCCAACGGAAGACAAAAGACGGGGUUGUGUUCCCCGAAACUGGACAAAUUUUCAUCCCAUCUGGCGCUGUGGAUCCAAAGACUGGUAAAGCUGAUCCAACCUUAGGAAUGAUCUUGAGCGUCGCCAAGCAAGAUGAUCCUCUUGUAGAAAUUACUACAAUAACAGGCCCGAUAGAUCCGAGGACUGGUAAAGUUGAUAUUGAAAACGGAUCAGUGGAGCAUACUAAAGGAAAGGUGGACGCAGAAACUGGACACAUUUCGACCAAAUACGGUGUCAUAGAUCCCUCAAAUGGUGUCAUCUUUGUAACCGACACGUCAGGCGCUCAGGAUACUAAACCGGUAGAUAUUGACGAAAAUAACGGUCAAAUUACGAUCACCGGUGUCGCCGAUCCUAAAACUGGAAGACUCGAUCCUAAACUUGGUCAAGUAUUAGUCGUUGGUACACACAUAGAUCCCGUGGUCGAGGUAACCACAUUCGUUGGUAAAGUCGAUUCAAAGAAAGGAAUAAUAGAACCAAAACAUUCCGUUAUUGAAAGCACGACAGGUCAGUUGAAUCCGGACAAUAAUAAGAUCGACACAAAGUACGGUCAAAUCGACCUACUGAAAGGUACCGUAACGUACAAUGAUCCUAAGACUGGUAAAUUCGAAAGCAAAGAAUUGAACGUAGACCCCGUCACCGGACAAUUCCUUCUGAGAAGCGGACAGAUCAAUCCCAAAUCUGGCAAACCCGACAAAGAUAUCGGUCGUUUGAUUUGUUUGCGAAUAAUCCGUAAUAAAGUCGACCCGGUUUCCGGAAAGCAAAUCGUAUCCAAUGAUCCUAGGAACGUCAAAGUCGAUCCAAAAACUAACCAGAUUUGGAUUGCCGGACCAAAAGAUCCACAAACUGGCGAAGUGCUAUACACGGCCGGACAAAUCGAUCCCGUCACCGGUUACAUCAUCACCAUCUACGGCCGUCUCGACCCCAAGACAGGAACCAUCAUCAAAACCACCGAAAUCGACAAAACUCUUAUCAAGGUCGAUCCGGUUAACGGACAAAUUUAUACGGCCACCGGGGAAUUGGAUGAAGAAAAUCAACCUCUGUACUCUGCCUCACAAGUCGACCCCGGUACCGGAGAAAUCUACACCAAGUUGGGUAAGAUCGAUCCCAGAACCGGUAGGCUGAUCAUUGUCAAAAUUUACGUUAUCACACAGAAAGAUGAGAAGGGACGCGUUAAAGAAGUUGAUCCGCGAGAGUGCACAAUAGAUGAAACCACCGGUAGAAUAAUAACAACCAAGACCGUCUAUCUUUACCAAAUUAUCGACCCGAUAACUGGAGAAACGAUCGACGUGGACCCUGACGAUCCGAGACUCAAAGGUGCUCGUACCACCGUCACGCAAACGAUGACUUUAUCAGGCAAAAUCGACCCGAUAACUGGAAGAAUAAAAACCGAGUACGGCGACAUCGACCCCGACACGGGUGACAUCGACCCCAGCACGGCGGUGCGAGACCCCGUCACCGGGCAACUCAUCCUACACUACUCCCAGAUUGACCCCUCACACUUUGAAGACAAGAGCGGCAACUACACCAUCGAGAAGGAGACGCAGGACCUGCCCGCAAACAUCGAUAUACAGACUGUGAACACGCACAAGUUCAGCACGUUCGGCAAGGACGAGAGCCCCGCGCGCGGCGACGAGCCCAAGACCUUCACCGAGUAUUCCACCAGCGAGCACAUCCGGCACCAAGGCUUCGUGUCAUCCAGCACCCCCCUCUCCUCAAAGAUCCCGGUUUCGCAGCGGUCGAAGAAAACUCCCACACCCCCCGUGGUGGUUAAGACGACCACCAAGCAGCUUCUGACCAAAAACGAGGAAGGCGUCACCCACAACGUCGAGCAGGAGGUGGAGAACCUCGGCACGGGCGAGGUCACCUUCUCCACGCACACCAACAAGGCGGAAAGCCUAGAGCCCGAGGGAAAGAGCCCUUACGUGACCGCGCGGGCGGUAACCACGCGCACGGCGACCACGCACCACGACCUCGAUACGAAAGCCAAGACGCAGCAGAUGGAGGAGAAGACGGUCGCGCACACGCUCACCUCCUCCGCCACCCGGCACGAGCAGCGCGUGCUCACGCAGCAGGUCAAGACCAUGGUGACCACCGGCGACCAGCUGGGUAGACGCGGGUCGGCCAGUUCCCUGAGCAGCGGGGACUCGGGCACUCCCAUCGACUUCGAGGAGGGUGGGGAGGGCACCUACUAUGUCACCGAGCCGGGGUCAUACACAACGACAACUUCCAGCACGGUGAUGGGCAACGCACCAUUCGGCAGCAUGGUGCACGCAGCCACGACGAGCACCGGCCCGCAGAUAAGUGAGAGCGAGGCGGAGGAGGUGGGGCAGGCCGAGGGUGAGGUCGUCUCCUCGCAGACCAUCAGCUCCAAGACGCGCACCGUCGAGACAAUCACCUACAAAACGGAGCGCAACGGCGUCGUGGAGACCCGCGUGGAGCAGAAGAUCACCAUACAGUCGGACGGUGACCCCAUCGACCACGACCGCGCUCUCGCCGAGGCCAUACAGGAGGCCACAGCGAUGAACCCCGACAUGACAGUGGAGAAAAUAGAGAUCCAGCAACAGAGCACGCAGCCAUAACUCUUCCCGCGCCGCGCCGCGCACACCCGCCAUCUUCAUUCGUGAUGUCAAAAUGGCGUUGGAUACACGUUCACAAUAUAUUAAAAUACUUUUAAAAAUGUUAUAAUCGACCAAUAACUCGUACCUUAUAUAUUUAGUUAUAUACUCUCUGUAUAAAUUAUUAGAUUCGCGCCAUUUUUUUGACAUUAUAAAACAAGAUGGCGGCCUGUCACACAAUUAGCCGUAAGCGACACUGCGAAUAUUAAGUUAUUAAAAACGUUAUAUAAUUAAUUAAUUAUCAAGUUAAUUGAUUUAUAUUGAUGUUGUGGACGUCGGGAGUGACGGCAUUCUUUUUAUUUAGGUUAAGAUCCGCUUCGAAAGGAAAUGUUGCCAUAGCGAAGAAAAACGUGUUCGUGUCCGUUAUUUAAAAUGGAAUAAGCUUUAAAACAUCUCGCACGAGGGAGACCACCGAUUAAAAACAAUAUUUUUUUCUCUCUUAUCAAUUCAAAAAUACAUUGAAACUAAACUCGUUCGACGUUGACAUUGAAAGUCGCGAGUUUUGUUUGUUAAGAAAAUAUAUUUAUGAAUAAAAAAAAAAGUUGGUAUUAAUGUAUUUCUUAAUAUAUUACACCAUUAGGUGCUAUAAUGUAAGCGAAAUGUCUUGUGUUCGGGCAAAUGUGGCUUCUGCUGAUGGGUCGUUGACUCGGUACAUGAUGAAUGUUCGCUUGUUCGGUGUAUAGGGUAAACUGAAGUUUUACUGCACAAUUUCUAUAUAACUGUUGCGGGAUUUUCAUUUUUAUUAAUUUAUUGCAUAAAACGGGACAUUCCAACGAGCGAGCGAGAUGCCGCUACAUAGUGUUUUCUCUCUCUCUCUAUAUGUUUUUUUUUUUCAAUUUAGAUUUAUAUUGAGCAUGUUACGAUAUUCUGAUUUGUGGGCUUUUUUUUCAUUACAAUAAAAUUUUUAAUAGAAAUUCUGUAUAUGCCAAAAUUCACUCAAUACGUUUUUAAUUUUUUUUCUUUUUUAUUUUUUUUUUAAUUCCCUUAUUUGAUGUGCCUUUAUAUAUGUAAAGGGUAGACAGAAGCCCACAAAUAGUCUAUCUCUAUAAGGUCGACAUAUUUGUUAUAUCUUAACGCUAGACGUAUUUUUAAUAAGUUUCAUUGUCGAGUUAUUUUGUGCGCCGAUUUUGAAUCGGUAUUCGAUUUUAAUGUUUUUUUUUCUUUAUAUAUAUAUUUUUUUUAAUAAUUUUCACAUUUUAUUAAGAUUAAUGUAUGAGAGAUAUUGCAUGACGAUUAUCAUUUUGUCUGUUUGUAUGUAAUUUUAUUGUGACAAUAUUUUAUUACGUUCGAUGUGGAAAUAAAGUUUAUAUAAACACGAAGAAGUAAAUAAUACCUUAAUGAUAUAAAAAUAAAGGCUUAUUUUGAUUGUAUCGUUAAAUUCCGUGUUGUCUUUAUAUAUUUAUUGAAGAUGUUUAUUUUUAUAAUUGUCCCCCAUUUUUGUAUAAUUUCUUAUUUGAACGAGAUGACGUCAUCAAGCAGCGGAUAUUACAAUAAAUGAUGCUUUGUUUUAUU
This is a messenger RNA of Papilio xuthus (Asian swallowtail), 10950 nucleotides long. RefSeq names its product protein 4.1 homolog. Gene Ontology annotation, cellular component: plasma membrane; cytoskeleton. The record is from RefSeq and is a predicted model, not a curated record. Gene Ontology annotation, molecular function: structural molecule activity; actin binding. The coding region runs from base 328 to 9402 and encodes 3024 amino acids. Lineage: Eukaryota; Metazoa; Arthropoda; Insecta; Lepidoptera; Papilionidae. The transcript has 18 exons. Gene Ontology annotation, biological process: actomyosin structure organization.